AGAAAAAUGGGGAGUACUGGGGCAAAGAUGAGAGGAUGCUGGGGAGAGGUCAGGGCUCCGAAGGGCACAGCUAGGGUGAGCAGGGACUCAGUGUACCCUCUUCCUGGUUCCCCACCCCCGCCCCGUCCCCAGCAUCAGCAGCAGGUGCUCCAGGCUGUAGAACGCGCCAAGCAGGUCACUGUAGGGGAGCUGAACAGCCUCAUCGGGCAGCAGCAGCUCCAGCCGCUGUCCCACCACGCCCCUCCCGUGCCCCUCACCCCCCGCCCAGCCGGGCUGGUGGGCAGCAGUGCCACGGGGUUGCUCGCCCUGUCCGGAGCCCUGGCUGCCCAGGCUCAGCUGGCCGCGGCUGUCAAGGAGGAUCGUGUGGGCGCAGAGGCUGAGGGGUCCAGAGCGGAGAGAGGCCCGAGCAGGAGUGUGUCUCCCUCGCCCCCUGAGAGUCUGGUGGAGGAGGAGCGACCCAGUGGCCCCGGUGGUGGUGGGAAGCAGAGAGCCGAUGAGAAGGAGCUGUCAGGACCUUAUGAAAGCGAUGAAGACAAGAGUGACUACAACCUGGUGGUGGAUGAGGACCAACCCUCAGAGCCCCCCAGCCCGGCUACCACCCCCUGCGGAAAGGCACCCAUCUGCAUUCCUGCCCAUCGGGACCUGGUGGAUAGUCCAGCCUCCUUGGCCUCAAGCCUUGGCUCACCGCUCCCCAGAGCCAAGGAGCUCAUCCUGGUAAGGAGGAGGAGAGGGCCUUGAAACUCACUUUAUAAAUCCUGGGGGCCUUGAAACAGACACUAUGUCAUGACACAGAGAGCAAUGAUGAGAAAUCAGCUAGGCUGGGGUUGUCUACCCUCUCCUUGUGUGUGUGUGUUUUUUUUAACCUGCUUGGACUGACUUUCUUGAACCUCAGUAAGUACUAAAAGGCAACUUUAUAAAGAAGCUUUCUAGGUACGUUUUAAAAGGCAGUUCACCACCUUACAUGGAAAGCAGGUCUCUGGCAAUCGAUAGGAAAUCCUAUGGAAAUAAACACAGUGAAAGCCCAGCCAUAGAAUGGGCAGCUAGCUAGGCUGGACCCAGGCCUGCAUGUGCUUCGCCCUUCCAGAGGUGCUUACAGACGCACCAGCCCCAAGCCGAGAUGCUGUCCCUGGAAGGAAAGAUAAUUAAUAUAGAAACAACUCUCCAGUUGGAUCUCCUGGAGUUUAAUGCCAGGCACGUGAGCCAUCUAAAAGCACCCCGAGGGCAUUUGAAAUUCAGCUCCUUUUGCAGCUCCCCUCACCCCAAAUCUUCCCCAGAUCCCCCUCCCUGGCACUUACCAGGGGAAGAGUAUGUCAGUUUCGAGGCCUCCCCUCCCGGUUUCAAGGCCUCCCCUCCUGGCAGGUUACCAUGGCAACCACCAGAGGCUGGGGCUCCCAUUCCAUCUUAAGUGCCCUCCUCCCACUGCGGGAAAACCUCACAAGGGGACGGACGGGGCAGCUCCGUUGUAUUGGAGAACCCACAGUUGUCCCCUCCAGUCUUUCGCGGGUGCCGGAGCUGUGCGGCUGUCACGGUUUGUGCGAUGGUGUCGUGGGAAGCGGAGACAGACGAGACACAAGGAUGGGAAGUUUCUUGGAAGGCGGGGAGGUGAUGACAUGAAGCGAGAUAACAGAGCCUGCCUUCGAUGCUGGUCCAGCUGCUGGUUUCAUCAGAGCUCCCCUUGGGGAGGGACAGCUCUGGGUGACGCCUCCCUCUCGGCGGGGAACAAGGAGGAUUGCACUGUGUAGUGGGGGCUCUUCCUUCACCUGGGAAUACGCCGCUGUGGGGUCUGCCUCUCCGGGAGCCCCUCCCGGAGUUUCUAAUUCCUUGCUCUUCAAGAAUCUCAACAGGGGCCGGGGGCGAUGGUUCAUGCCUGUCAUCCCAGCGCUUUGAGAGGCCAAGCCAGGAGCAAGAGCUGGAGACCAGC
Molecule: messenger RNA, 1921 nt
Organism: Sapajus apella (tufted capuchin)
Lineage: Eukaryota; Metazoa; Chordata; Mammalia; Primates; Cebidae
Product: transducin-like enhancer protein 2
Exons: 6
Coding region: 7-738 (243 amino acids)
Biological process (GO): regulation of DNA-templated transcription; negative regulation of canonical Wnt signaling pathway
Cellular component (GO): transcription regulator complex; nucleus
Molecular function (GO): protein binding; transcription corepressor activity
Source: RefSeq, a predicted model, not a curated record